Messenger RNA from Sceloporus undulatus (fence lizard), 3147 nucleotides. RefSeq names its product WT1 interacting protein (gene WTIP). The coding region runs from base 1 to 1467 and encodes 488 amino acids. Gene Ontology annotation, biological process: regulation of DNA-templated transcription; cytoskeleton organization; response to hypoxia. Gene Ontology annotation, molecular function: transcription corepressor activity. Gene Ontology annotation, cellular component: nucleus; adherens junction; P-body. The transcript has 9 exons. Lineage: Eukaryota; Metazoa; Chordata; Lepidosauria; Squamata; Phrynosomatidae. The record is from RefSeq and is a predicted model, not a curated record.
AUGGAGUAUGUCCAGAGAAGGGCGACCAAGAGGAUCAAAGAUCUGGAAUCCAAGCAACUCAAGGAGCUGGAAGAAAGAAAGAAAGAAGGGAAGAAGAGGGGAAGGGGAGGAAGAAGGAAGGAAAAGCAGAAGAAGAAGGGAAGGGGAGGAGAAGAAAGAAGGCAGGCAGGCAGCCCUGUUGGGGAUGGCGUCGCCUUCUUCGGGUUCCCGGCCGGGGUUUCCCCCGGGGCCUCUUCUCCUUCUCCUUCGGGGGCGGAGGUGGCCUCUGCCUUGCUACAAGCGCUGCUCCUCCUCCUCGUGCUCCUCCUCUUCGGGGCCCCGGAGUCGCUGGGGCCCAGCGCCCGCUCCAGUUCGCCGGCGGCAGCAGCAGCGAGAGGCGCCCGGCGGCGGCGGUGGCCCAGGGCCGGCUCGGAGGGCAGCAGCCAGCAGCAAGGGCGGCGGCGGGGCCCAGCCAGCAGCAGCCGGAGCUCUGGUGCUGAGCCUGGGCUCGACCUUCGGCGCCUCUCCUCCUCGGCUGGCAGCGCAGCAACGGCACCGGCAGCAACCGCUCCUCCUCCUCCUCCUCCUGCUCGCCCUCCUCCUCCAGCGAAGCUCCCGGGGCUCCGUGAGGGAGGAGGAGGAGUGUGCUGGUGGUCCUUCCCAGGGAAGAAGAAGAGGAGGAGGAGGAGGAGGAGGGCGAAGAGGGCAAGGGCCGGCGGCCGUGGGCUCCAGGGCAGGAGGGAGGCCGGGCCCACGCGCCCAGAGGGAAGCUCGAGGCCCUGGCCCUCCGCCCUCGAGAAGGAGCUGCUCCAGCAGAGCCCCAAGAACAAAGGACCGUACUUCGGCAUCUGCGUCAAGUGCGGAAAGGGAGUCUAUGGGGCCAGCCAAGCCUGCCAGGCCAUGGGGAACCUUUACCACACCAACUGCUUCACCUGCAGCUCCUGUGGGAGAAGGUUGAGGGGGAAAGCCUUCUACAACGUCAAUGGAAAGGUCUACUGCGAAGAAGACUUCCUUUAUUCAGGUUUUCAGCAAACGGCAGACAAGUGCUUCAUUUGUGGACACCUCAUAAUGGAGAUGAUUUUGCAGGCCCUGGGGAAGUCCUACCAUCCCGGCUGCUUCCGUUGCGUCGUGUGUAACGAAUGUUUGGACGGCGUCCCCUUCACCGUCGACCUGGAGAACAACAUUUAUUGUGUCAAAGACUAUCACACGGUUUUUGCCCCAAAGUGUGCUUCCUGUAACCAGCCAAUUUUACCUGCGCAGGGUUCGGAGGAGACGAUCCGUGUCAUAUCGAUGGACCGGGAUUACCAUGUGGAGUGUUACCAUUGCGAGGACUGUGGCCUGCAGCUGAAUGCCGAAGAGGGCCGCCGCUGCUACCCUCUGGAGGGGCACCUGCUUUGCCAUGGCUGCCACAUCCGGCGCCUGGGCCUGAAGGGCUUCAUGGCGCAUCCUCCGCCCAGCGGGUACCCAAUGCACAUCACAGAACUAUGAGGGCCUUUUCCCUUCGCGCCCGUCAGAGCCAAUGGGAGGGAAACCUUUUCGGAGGGAGGGGCAGAAGAGCUCCGCAGACAACCCUUUCUUUAAUUUAUUGCUUCCAAGACUGUGGAGGGAGGAGGGUUUUCCCAAGGGUUCUGCAUCGGAGCGAUCCAUCGGCUUCAGCAAUUCCUCCCAAGACAACAGAGUACUUGAAAAAGGGACAAACCGCACCAUUGCAGUUGGAAAUGCGGAGCGGUUUUCGACAUUCUUCCUUGGAAGGGCUUCUUAGGAUCGUCUUUAGGAGGUCUCCAUUUUCCCUGGCGGACCUUUGGAGUCCCUGAAUGGUUUUUAGCGUUCACCAGCAGCGCUCUUCAGGAGAAGGUUGCAUUUUAGGCUGCGUCUCGUGCCAGUUUUCUUCUUAUUCUUUUAAGCCGCUUCAGGAGCCCCAGAAGUCAUUCCAGGAAGGAAUCAAGGUUGGGUUUUAAAGGGUAAUCCAGUUAAAAAGGCAGGUGUUUUCUCUGGGAAAUCUUCACGGACUUCAACCAUGGUUUUAUUAAAUGCAACGCCAGCCAGAGAGAGAGAAAAGGGGAAAGCACCCAAGCUGCUAGUGGCUUCUAUAUUUGCUUCAGGGGGAAAAAAUACCUCUUCCAAAGGGAUGGAGCACUUAAUAUUUCUCCCCAAAAUACAGCUAUUUAUUUGAGAGCUUGCUUUCUUCUUUUUUCCCUUUCAGUUUUGCAUUGAUUUGCCUUUUGCAUUCACGAAAAAAGCAGGGCUUUGUCUUGUGUAUUUUACUCUGAAGCAAAACAGGGAAAGAAUCUGUACAGGAUUCGCACUGUGUCCUCUACUGUUAUGUAAAAUCCCCAAAGGAAGAAAUCGCAGAAAUAAUAAAGAACUUGGUCCCAAGAGAAGUCUGAAUUAGAGCAAAACCCAUUAAAGGGAAUUGUGUUAAAUUGUGAUGAACAGGGAUUUCGGUGAGUCUUCUCUGGGAUGAAGAUUCAAAUUGGAUUUGGCCCAUUAAUUAAAACAUCAUUAUUUCAGAUCAAGAAGGUGCGCAUUUUGAAAUUUUGAAUGUUGGUAAAUCCAUGGAAGAGCUUCUUUCAAUUAAACCAAAACUCUUUAACAAAGGCCUGCAAACGCUGGUUUCUUCUGCCCCAAGUUUGAUUCCUCCUUUGAUUAAUACCAGAACGAGAGUAUAUAAUUUGACUUAAAUUAAGUUUUUUCCCCUUGAAAAAUAUAUAAAUAUAUAUAUAUUUUCAUUUUCUUUAAAAGAAUAUAGUUUCCUUCCAAGAACUUGGACCAAUGUUGAUUUUUUUAUUUUGUAGGAAAUAUAUAAAUGGCUCGGUUUGUGUGUGUGUGUAUAUAUAUAUAUAUAUAUAUAUGUAAGAUGUGUCUAGUUUUAAAUGCUGCAAAUACGUUAGUCGAAACGGAUGUUUGUAUAUAUCUUUCUCUGGCCUUUUUAGUACAGUACAUAGAUGUGACUUGUUGGGGUUGUGUUGUUGUUGUUGUUUUUGUAAUGCCGUUGAUUUUUCCUUCCUCGGCGAAUAAAACGUUGGGAAAUGUAGAUUUAUUUAUCUAAAAGAAGAAGCAAGCGGCGAACGUCCUCUUAAGUUAUUUUGAAUAUUAAACGGUCAGAAUUUCCACUUCGCCCUUUAGAUGUUAUUCUCUGCUCUUUGCAAUAAAGGCGCUUGACAGAUA